Messenger RNA from Eremomyces bilateralis CBS 781.70, 1814 nucleotides. RefSeq names its product fumarylacetoacetate hydrolase family protein. Gene Ontology annotation, molecular function: fumarylacetoacetase activity. The coding region runs from base 385 to 1686 and encodes 433 amino acids. The record is from RefSeq and is a predicted model, not a curated record. Gene Ontology annotation, biological process: L-phenylalanine catabolic process; homogentisate catabolic process; L-tyrosine catabolic process. NCBI's taxonomy places the organism in Eukaryota, Fungi, Ascomycota, Dothideomycetes, Eremomycetales, Eremomycetaceae. The transcript is spliced from 3 exons.
AUUUAAAGUUAUAGAAUUUCCUAAAAACAAGCCCAACUGAUGCAAAUCUUUCUCCAUCAGCCAUGCCACCUUGGCGUGAACAUAUCUUUAUAAGGAGAGAAGUUGAUCAAUACUCAGAUCUGCGAUCCCAUGUCAGCACCUAUUCAGAAUGAGUCUCGCGAUAUUAGGCACCAAACCGAAACCACUAUGUUCUACCUUUCCCGAGCAGAGGUCUUUGUCCGGAUAUGCGGGGAAAAUGGGUGACCAACUCAUUUCAGCCAUGCACAGACUGGCUGUCCGCCAGCGGAGGUGCUGCCUAUUUAAUAAACAAGUGACCAGCAUCUUCAGCACCGUCAUGACCAAGAAUUGUCCAUGGAAAGGGACGAUUGAAGUACGCAAGCAAUCAUGCUCGGACUUUCAGAGACCUUCCCGGAGCACUUUGGGCCGAACAACAUACCAUUUGGUGUGGCCUCGUCUCCCACACAUCGGCAGCCAACAUGCGCGACACGAAUCAAUGAUACAGUUAUCUUCCUCGCCCCUCUGGCCAGAUCCGGCAUGUUCGACAAUAUAGCGGGUAACCUUGAGGAAGUCUUUUCAAAGCCAGCCCUCAAUGACUUCGCUGCAUUGCCAAAAUCUAUUUCUCGCUCGGUCCGCGCUGCUCUCCAAUCUAUCAUAUCCAUGGCCGCAUCGACGGAAGAACUUCUGGCGCGGCUCCCGAAGGAAAGCGCCGCCCCCAUCUCAGAAGUGCAGCUUCACUUGCCAGUGGCCGUUGGCGACUUUACCGACUAUUCGGCGUCGGAGAACCACAUGUUGAAUAUGUCGGAAAUCAUUUCUGGCCGACGGGCAACACCACCGUCCUUUUACAAUUUCCCCGUGGGCUACGGUGGCCGAGCGGGAAGCAUCGUCGUGUCCGGAACGCCGAUUGAGCGGCCGUACGGACAGUAUGCCCCGAGAGACCAGAAUACGGGAGCUGCGGCGGGGGGUGGAAAUGCGGCGCGACUUAUGUUCAAUCCAUCGCAGAAAGUCGACUAUGAGUUGGAGGUAGCGGCAGUGAUUGGGAGGCGGCUAUCGAGGGGGGAACGGCUCCACGCGGCCGAUGCAGACAAGCAUAUCUUUGGACUAGUUCUGUUGAAUGACUGGAGCGCCCGAGAUAUCCAAGCACACGAGAUGACCGGAUUGGGUCCAAACAACGGAAAGAGCUUCGGUACAUCAAUUUCGCCAUGGAUUAUCACUUUGGAGGCUCUGGAGCCGUUCAAAAUGGCCCUCGAUUCUCCCCAAAGAACUGUGCCGAGCUACUUGGAUGACCCACACAGUUGUACGUACACCGUUGACCUGACUGUGGAGAUCUUGCAUGGGUCGGAUCAUGCUUCUUCCACUACCGUCUGCACGACAGCACUGCAGACGCUGUACUGGACCUUCCGCCACAUUCUUGCCCAUCAAGCGGUCGGCGGCAGCGGACUGAGAACUGGCGAUGUCGUUGCGUGCGGCACCGUGUCAGGAGCGGCAGACUCGCAGCGCGGCUGUCUGAUGGAGGCGACCAGGGGCGGAAAGCAACCGCUGACCCUGACCGAUGGUAGUACCAGAGUAUACUUGGAGGAUGGCGAUGUUGUGAGACUGACUGGCGCUGCCUCGUCUACCAAAGGCGUAGCAGGAGUUGGAUUCGGAGAGUGUAUUGGCCAGUUGUGUCCGGCAAGACCCUGGCCAUAAUGUGAUAGGUGCCACCGUUCGAUUUAACAGUGCGCUUUGGCAUAGCUUUCAACAUUCGGCAGCCUCAAUGGUAUUCAGUCAAGUUUUGAUAAAGCAGGGGGGUUCCCGCACACUCUUGUUUCCCAAGU